AUGAACGUGCUUCCCUGUUUUCGUGGACGCGCUCGAGAAUGCCUGCCUUUCGUAGCAAAUAAAGUUGGAUUUAUUCAAAGUCAAACCAAUCCGGAGCAAUGGCAAUACAUUGGGACAAGGGACAAUCCUGCUGAAAUGUGUUCUCGUGGAAGCAAAGCAGCUCACCUGAUUGACAGUGUGUUAUGGUGGCGAGGUUCUCAAUUUCUGCCAAAGACGGAGUUGGAGUGGCAACUGAAGAAUAUCGUUAACGAAGGAGGCAUUGGUCGCAAGAUGGAGUACACGUUGACUUGCUUAGUUCAACCUACCGUUUCUUCAAGCAGUCCUUCGUGGAGAUUGAAUCCAUGA
Molecule: messenger RNA, 345 nt
Organism: Paramuricea clavata
Lineage: Eukaryota; Metazoa; Cnidaria; Anthozoa; Malacalcyonacea; Plexauridae
Source: the annotation of a GenBank genome assembly